UACUUUAUGAUAAAUUAAUUUAAUCAAAUAAAUCUCUGAAGAAACCUUGAAGAGGAAAAUAUCAAUGAUAGAGUAUCUAUGACGAGAAACGCGAGGAACUAGGAAAUAUCCUAGAAGGUACCAAACGGGUGCAGUGUUGUGCAGUGCAGUGUCGUAUAGUGCAGUGCCCGCUCGAGUGUCCCCUGGAUGCAGUUCUCGGCCUUCGCGGAUCAUCUGAACCAGCGCCGGUAUUCCCGCAAUAUCCACGACCCAGAGCUUUUGAUCCCACGAAGAGUCUUCGAGGAUGGCAGCUUCCACACGUUCUCCUUGCCAAAGUUCUACGACCGACGAGACACCGAAACGCGACAACGUAGAUCAGCUAAUGAGAAUGAACCCUCAGAGAAGUUACAUUUGGUGCUUCCUUUCAAUGGCGCCGAUCACCAUGUGGAACUGCAACCCCAUCGUGAAUUCAUCUCGCCCGAUAUGGUUGUGGAAAUUCGUGGCGCCGGGAUCUCCACCAAUCUAAAUGACGCGUUGCGGUUCAAGAGGAUCCCUGAUGAGCAAUGUCAUUACAGGGGCUUCGUCAAGGGACAUCGGAACUCAAGAGCGGCCCUGUCGCUCUGCGAUGGUGUAGCCGGCUAUGUACAAACCAAUCAAGGACGAUACUUCAUUGAGCCGCUGGAAGAAACGGAACCAGCCACCGAUGGUCAGCAUGUGCACAUGGUCUACAGAAGAGCAGCACCACAUGAGAAACAAUCCGAUAUUAAGAAAAUGUCUAAAAGACAUUGCGGAACUGAUGACCAGUGGGAGUCUGCCUGGGCGGAACAAUUGGCCAAAAGACAGCUACGUCUGGCCAAGAAUAAUAGCGUCACUUCGAAGAGAGAAGACCCGAAACUCCCCGUGGCCUCUAGUACUCACAGCAUUCACCGCUUCAUCGAAAUAGGAAUAAUUGCAGAUAGAAAAUUCCUCGAUUAUCACAAUGGGAGCAACUACGAGCAGUACCUGCUCACAAUAAUGAAUAUGGCGUCGGAUUAUUAUCACGACAGUAGUACUGGUAAUCAAAUAGAUGUCAUCGUUGUGCGAAUGAUUUACUUAGAAAAACAAAAGGACGAGAUAGACUUGCACAUCAGUCCGAAUGCUGAGAAGACACUCGACAGCUUCGCAAAAUGGGCCGAAAAGAUGAAUCCGAAAGAUCACGAACAUCCGAAUCAUUACGACAUUGCUGUAUUAGUCACAAGACACGACAUUUGCGCGGAGACGACUUCCUGCGAUCUUCUCGGUCUGGCCUUCGUAGCAGCGGCCUGUGAUCCCCCUAAGGCUGCCUGCAUCAACGAGGAUUCAGGGCUCUUGCUAGGCAUCGUCAUAACUCAUGAAGUUGGCCACGUAAUGGGAUGUUCUCACGACGAGGAGGACAUCUCCGGUUGCAAAGAAAUGGAUAAGGACGAGAGCUACUUCGUUAUGUCGCCAAUCGUAUUUAUUUACACCAUUAGAUGGUCCCCAUGCAGUAAAAAAUUUAUCACGACUCUUCUCGAUAGCGGUCUGGGCGAGUGUCUCAACAAUGAUCCUAAGAAUCCACCAGAGAGGUACAAACUGCCCAACAUGCUGCCGGGUGCCAUGUACGACGCUGAGUUUCAAUGUAACCUCGACUAUCCUGGCUCAUCUUUCUGCGAUGCCGGAUCAGUUGACAGGUGCGAAGCGCUAUGGUGCAAAACGUCGGAAACGAAGUGCUCCUCGAAAGGAGCUCCAGCUGCCGAAGGCACCAAAUGUGGAGAGAAUAAGUGGUGCAUUCGAAAGAAGUGCGUAGAAAUGGGCUCUCGACCUAAGGCGGUUCACGGUGGCUGGGGUGACUGGGGUAAGAUGGGCGAAUGCUCAAGGACCUGUGGGGGCGGGAUCAAAUCGGCCGAAAGAGAAUGCGACAAGCCACCGCCGGCAAACGGCGGGAGAUACUGUAUCGGAUACAGAAAGAAGGUUACCACGUGCAACACUACGCCCUGCGACCCGUCAAAGCCACCUUUCCGGGCGACCCAGUGCGCAGGAUACGAUACAAAAAAAGUAUUGACCGAUGGACUUCAUCAAUGGAAACCUUACAUGCCGGAGGAUGAAAAUCCAUGUGUACUUUACUGCAUGAACGAGAAGAAUACGUUUGUUAAACUUUCACCGACCGCGGAGGAUGGAACGCCAUGUAAAGGAGGAACGUAUCACAUGUGCGUUUCCGGAGUGUGCAGGAAAGUCGGCUGCGACUGGGUACUGGAUUCCGAUACUAUAGAGGAUCAAUGUGGCGUUUGCAAAGGAGACGGUUCGCAAUGUACUCCGGUAGAGGGUGAAUUCACAAAGACGGGAACUCGCGGUUACGUGAAAAUUGUGACAAUUCCAAAAGGAAGUCGUAGCAUACAUAUUGCCGAAAAGAAAGGCAACGAAAACACAUUGGCACUUAAAUACGAGAAGGAUGACAAAUAUUGUCUAAACGGGAAAAAUAUCGAACAACGAGACGGAGAAUAUGAAUGUGCAGGGGCACUUGCUGUCUAUACGCAUCCCGAGCCCCAGAAGGAGGAAAUUCUAAUAAAGGACCCGAUCACGGAGGAUGUGCAAGUGCAGUAUACGUUUUAUGAUCCCAAUUCGAAUCCCGGUAUUACUUACAAGUACUACGUAAAGUCUGCUAAUAGUUCGUACACGCCUAAGUAUUUAUGGGACUAUGUCGAAUGGUCGGACUGUGACGCUAAAUGUGGCGGAGGAACUAAGUUAUCCGAGCCAACUUGCAUCGAGCAGCAAGCCGGAAAAGUAAGCAGCAGUUACUGUCAGUCGAUAACACGACCAGAAGCAAAGAGUGAAAUUUGCAAUCAGAAGCCUUGUGGUCCGAAGUGGCGAGUCAGUCAGUGGAGCAAGUGCAGUGCUUGCGGUGGUAAGACAGGCACAAAGCAUCGGAAGGUCCAGUGCGUGAAACCAGCAGCACAUCCGGGUGGUGACGAUGUGCAGGCAAAUUUGGAUGCCUGUAAAGGCAGAGUUCCGAAGCAGAGCGAAGAAUGCGUGGGGCAGAGACCGUGCAAGAGAAUUUGUGCUAAGAAAACUCGGAAUUCCGAAAACUUUAUUAAUGUAUCAGUGAAGCCAGAAGCGCGUAUGCUGUCGUUGGACGAGCAACGAAGAAUGAUAGACAAUUUUGUUGAUUUGGGCCUGGCCCGAUAUCUUGAGAAAACAGACAACUCGAAGUCGGAGAAAAGAAACGUGGCUGAAGAUUUCAGACACUUGAUACAUGAGUGGAUCGUUAGUGGCGAGGAAAAUAAACGAAAGCGUACGUGCGAUAGAGAAGCCGGAACGGAUGUGGAAAACACACGCGAAAAGAGGUACACCACUCCAAAGCCAGGAUCCAUUAUAAAGGAUCAUGCACCUACCAACCAAAUUACACUUCUUCAAGCGCCGUUAAGAGCCGAUUAUUUGAAGUCCAAUUUGUCAGACCUAGCAUUCCAAGAAAGUGGCGACUCUGUGCCCAUGGGACUCGACACAAGACAGGAAAAGGUCUAUAAAGGUGCGCAAGCUGUAAAGAUUCUGAAAGACCUAACGCAUACUGAUAGCGUUUCAACUUCCGCCAAUGAUAAUAACACGGAACGUGACUAUGGCACUUCCCACGCAUCUCCAAAUAAGAUCGACGAUGAUGCAACGUUGACGCCGACGCCGACGUCUAAAUCUGAAAGUGACUGAAACACUUCCAUACUUAACAAACGUUACGUUUAAUUCUUCCACCUCCACUCUUCAAUUAUGGCCGAAGGCAUCCGAGGUAGGUGGAACAGCGGCCGCUGUACCUAUGAUGCAAAUAGACGAGGUAUAGCCACUAGCGGUUCUGCGCAUUUGGACGUUGACGUCAAUGGACCGUCUCUACUCUGACUGGCUGACCACUCGCUGCCGCGAUGUUCUUAUGUUUUAACCGUUACAUCCCUCGUUUUCCAGCUAGAUUUGGCGCCAAAUGUUCGUCUUGACAGGCAACUUGCAUCGUGUGCAAUAAAAGGACCUAAAAUUACUUUACAAUAUUUUAUUACAUAACAUUUUUGUGGUUGAUUAAGUAAGUAUAUGCUUAACGUAUUAAUUGUUGAUAUUAAAUAAGGUAUUUAUUUCAGCUCGGGGUUAGAUUAUUUAGCGGUUGUAAUCUCCCAUUAAUAAAUUAAUAAAUAAUAAUAAAGUUAAAAUUAGUCGAAAUGUAAAUUAUAAGGGAAAUAUAUGUUCCUUGAUUAUAUUAAAUAGAUUGUAUGGUUAGUCCUGAAACAUCAGAUCCGUCUGAAAAACGAAGAAUUUGUGUUCGAGCCUUUAUGAAAUAUUUACUCUUUUCCAUCUUUUUCUUUCAAUUUUCCAUCUUUCCAUUAGUUCAUACGAAAAGAGUCUCAAAAUUCUUUUGUUACGAUUAUAUUUAAUUGGUCAAACAUUACCUAUAUAUUUUAAUCAAGCAAAAUUCAUAAAAACGUAUGCAACAUACUUAUAUGAAAUUACUUUGAUGGAGCAUGGAAGUAUUUUUCUCGUAAAUAUUAGAUAUCACUUUGUAAAUUAAUCAACGCGAAAAAUAUACGGAUAGAAUAUUUUUGUAUCGUCUUCUUUAAACUUUUACUAAAUUCUGCAGACUUAUAAUGUAUGAAAAAAUUCUUUUAUGCGUGCCUUCAUUUUAAUUAAUAGAUGUACAUAUUUACUUUAGUUUUGUACAACGCACGUCCUAUAUUGCGUGUUCAUACAAACAUUUGCUUCAUGAAGUAUCGUGUCAAGGUAUUAUAUAAAUGAAAUGAAGUCGUUUCAAUAUAAAAAAGUAAGUCCGUUGUAGGGGAUCUAACUAGCGAUUCUUUCAUUAUGAAACUGAUUCGCUGUCAUUGUGCUAUUAUGAUAUAAACUAUAGCCAAGCGAAUUCGAACUGAAUUUAAAUUCUGUUACAGGGGGCAGCAUCACUCUAUAACUUCGAAAUGCGAACCAGAGAUGAGUAAGGACAUUCAAUACGCUACGGUUUUAGGGACACCCCUUCAAAACAACCCUUCAAACGAGACCGGGAACUAUAGAAUUUCUGAAGAAUUAUUGAAAAAGCCUAUUGUUGAAAUAUUUUAAAAACAUUCAUAAGAAAAUGCAGUGUCAAUUUGACACCCGUGUAGCACCUUAAUUUUUACCAAAAUAUUAUUGGAUCUUGAUUUACUUUCAAAAUUUAUUCAAAAUAAAAAAUUGAGGUUAAAUCAAUACAUGGCAAAAAUACGGAGUAGAUAAAAAUUGAAUUGAAAUUGUAGACUAUCGAAAAUAAAUUACGUUCAGAU
This is a messenger RNA of Cephus cinctus (wheat stem sawfly), 5249 nucleotides long. RefSeq names its product A disintegrin and metalloproteinase with thrombospondin motifs 7. Gene Ontology annotation, cellular component: extracellular matrix. The coding region runs from base 187 to 3672 and encodes 1161 amino acids. The record is from RefSeq and is a predicted model, not a curated record. Lineage: Eukaryota; Metazoa; Arthropoda; Insecta; Hymenoptera; Cephidae. The transcript has 19 exons. Gene Ontology annotation, molecular function: metalloendopeptidase activity. Gene Ontology annotation, biological process: proteolysis; extracellular matrix organization.